Temnothorax curvispinosus is the source of this 4283-nucleotide messenger RNA. RefSeq names its product protein sprint-like. Gene Ontology annotation, cellular component: cytosol; endocytic vesicle. The record is from RefSeq and is a predicted model, not a curated record. Gene Ontology annotation, biological process: vesicle-mediated transport; signal transduction. The transcript has 5 exons. Gene Ontology annotation, molecular function: guanyl-nucleotide exchange factor activity; small GTPase binding. NCBI's taxonomy places the organism in Eukaryota, Metazoa, Arthropoda, Insecta, Hymenoptera, Formicidae. The annotation marks the transcript as partial.
UACUAUUAAAUACUGCUAAAAAGUAUUAUGAAUAUAUAAAAUAUUAUGUGACCAUUUCUCCUUCCAAUCUAAUUUUUAUAAAAAAUUCUUUUACAGCUCCGCCACGAGUACAAGCACUUUCGAAAAAUCGCGACCAUCGGCUGAACGGAACCGGGGCAGCUAUUAGAACUUACGCUCUUCAACUUGCGGCGGACAAGACUACAACCUUCUCGCAGAAUAUCGACAACUUUAUUCAAUGUACGCGAGAGAGCAAGGAAGCGAUGCCGCAUGUGGUGAUGCGCAAUAUGCGGCAAUUCAUGUCGGGUAUGAAGAAUUACUUGGUGAAGCAUGGCGAGCGUGGAUUCGAGAGCGAGGUGGAAAAUGAGCGAUCGAAAUUACGGCCGAACGAGUUCCUCAAUCUCGAUGCCAUUCUCGAGGAUGUGAUGAUGGGCCUGGUGGUGAGGCCCCUGCGGGAACACGUAUGCCGGUUGUUUAUCGAACAUUAUUUUGCUACCGGUGCGCUACAGACCCUGGCAGAGAACAUCCAGCACGCCCAGGGCAAGACCAUUCACGACCUCGGUGUUCAGUCGAAAAUCGUACCCCCUUCGGAAGAGAGUCUGGACCGCAUUCUCAAAUACAUCGAGCGAUUGCAGAGAACCGAUUCUCCACUCGAAAAGCUAGAACACCUAUUGGCAGCCAUCUCGGCCAUCUUCAACUCUGUGAAGCAAGCUAACUUGGGCAGGCAUGUUACACUGGGCGCUGACGAUCUUCUGCCGCUGGUGAUCUGGGUUUUAGUACGCGGUAAAGUGGUGGACGCGGAGAUCGAAGCCGAAUACAUGUGGGGCCUGCUACAUACUUCCCUUUUGAGCGGCGAGGGCGGCUAUUACCUGACAACGCUGUCGAGUGCGGUGCACGUUCUAAAGACCUUUAAGUCCAAACAGAGCACCAUGUCCACGUUAAACGGAUGUGGAACACCGGACUGUUCGUCUGUGUUGCGGAUCUUGGUACCGGAUGAGUUGCAUGGUUCUUUAAAUACUAGAACACUUCCGGUGCGACCAAACAUGAAUACCAGAGAAAUCUGCCGCAUCCUUGCGCAUAAGAUUAGAUGCACAAAUCCUCAGGACUAUGGGCUCUUCAAGUUGGUGCAUGGGGAAGAAACGUUGCUCGGAGAUCAUGAAUGCCCACAGGAGCUCUCUCACUGCCUUUUCGCCUACAAACGGAUCGACGCCAAGAUAGCAUGGCCCAAGACCAGUUCUUAAGAGAGAAUAGCAAAGUAUUCUAUCAACUUAAAAUUAACUUUUAGACACCUCUGUUGUGACUCGAUAUCCCGCUUUUCAAGAUAUAAGUAUUAUAUCUUGAAGAUACAUGGAAAUUUAUUGAAAAAUAUCAUAUUUUUUCUACAAAAACAUCUCUUUCAAGAUUUUGAAUAUUGAAUCACUCAAUAUCGUCUACAUAUUCAAGGAUUUUUGUUAAAAGUGUAUCUUGAUAGAAAUCCUUUCGACACUGCCAUUUUUAUAAAGCGUUUGUCAUAAAAAAUUAAAUGUGGAUAAACUAGAAUUUUUAUCAUUCGCGUGAGUAAUGUAGGUAUUUAACUGCAAAGAAAAAUUAAGUAAUCUGAAUUACAUGGUCAUUGGAAAAAAAGAAAAAAUAUAAAUGAGUUUUGUAAAAUUUUUCUAAUUGGGAUAACGUGAUUUUAAACAGUAUCAUGCAAUGUACAAUUAUUGAUUUUUUAUAUUUUAACCCUCAGCAGAUAAAUGGAGUUUAAUUAUUUGGAUUCAAGAAUAUUAAAAUUAAUAGUGGAAUGUUAAAGAUAAAUUUUGCAUACAAAAUAAUUAUAAUAAGUAAUAUAAAGUUUUUUUAUACUCUAAUAUUUAUAUAUAACAAAUAAAUAAUAACAUGUUUCUUAUCUUCUUCAACUCAAUCUUUUAAUUGUCUAAUUUUCUAAUAUCGAUAAUUCUUCUUAACAAGGUCGUGUAAGAAUAUUAGGAAGCUAAUACCAAAAACUUAAUAAAAUUUAUAUUUGUGCGGUUUUUAUAAUAACCUAAUUUUAAUAUCUCUUUAUUUAAUGAAAUUUUAUACUGUUUACGAUUCCUGAGGGUUAAUAUAUUAAAAUACGUACAAUUAAAAAUCGCGUUAUGCGUGCAAAACUAUUCGCGACCAAAUAUCUACUUACCGAUAUUGACUCGACGGAAUUGACCACUGAUUAAAUUGCAUCGGGUGUAAAGCCAAAAGAAAAAAAACGUACAGCUGUGUACAUACAUGUGUGUGCAAUUAACGAUAAUCUCGAGACGCGUAUACAUUUGCAAUUGCACGCAGGAUACACGCGCGCGCGCGCGCACGCGCACACACACACACACACACACACACACACACACACACACACACACACGAUGUAUCGUGAAAAGUCGUAUUGUAUGUAUUUACUCAGUAUUCAAUGUCUCGUGGACGUCUGCAAUAAAAAAAGGGAGGACGCUGCUAUUCGGAAGCGAACCUGUCCUUGAAAGAAUAAGAUAGAAUAUUCUAAGUCCAGAGAACGUCUUAAAAAAAAUAGUAAUAAAUUAAUUUUAUUAGUUUAUAAUUUUAAAAAACUUUCUAAUUUUACUAAUUAGAUAGAAUCGUUAUUAUUGUUUAUUUAUUCAUGAUAAUGUAAAUGAAGCGAUUAUCAUAUUUAUUGAUUAUUCAGACAAGCCUCUUCGUAUGAAACUAAAAGAUUAUGUUUAUUAUAAGAAACUCAUAUUAAUGUAAAGUUUGUUUAAUUUUUUAUUUAAAAAAUACAAUUUUUCUACUUACUUUAGCAUUUUCUCAGAAAUCUGAUUUUAAUCGAUAAAGUUGCUUAUUUUGUUGUUAUACAAUAUACAUAUAAUGGCAUAAAUAAGAGAAAGCUUUUUAUUAACUGUUUAUAUUUUCAAAAAAUUUUCUUAAUGAUAAUUCACUCAUUUUUAUAUUAAUAUUUUAUUUGAAAUCUUUAUUGAUAUACCAUGUCUUAGAACUUUUUCCUAAUAAUUAUAUAGGAAUAAAAUCGAAUAUUUAAAUUAAGGUAACAUUACUACAAAAUUUUGUUUUUAAAUUAAUGAAAGUACUUACAAUAUAAUAAUAUAUUGACAUAAUGAUCACUAUAAUAAUACGCCGAUGAUCUCUGGACUUUGACCGGCUUUGCGAGUAUUAUACUUUAUAUAUAUAUAUAUAUAUAUAUAUAUAUAUAUAUAUAUAUAUAUGUGUAUAUAUAAUAUUUAUAUGCAUAUAUAUAUAAAAAGAAUAAUGCACAGAUUUUUCCCUAAUACACAUAUAAAGGAACGCGCAAAUUACUAUACGUUUUCUAUAUAAUAUUGAGUGACAAAAAUGAUUCACGAGAAAACUUCUUAACUCGUGACCGCGAAUUUUAGAAUAGAAAACAAAGAAGAUUAGCUUAGACGUUCUAUUUUAAGUACUUUCUAUGAUACGAAAAAAAAUCGCAAAUUCUGGUAAGAUAAGCAAUCCGUAAUCUUAAGCAAACGUCGUGUAUUUAUUACUACAAGUUGUAGACAGAUUUUUAUUCAUAUUUUUCACAUGUGAUGCCUCCCUUAUUGCUUCUUUUUUUUCCUGCAAAAGAAUUUGCUAGGCUGAUUUUUUAAUCUAGAUGGCUGUGUAUAACUCAUAUAUGUGUCAAUAAAAUUACGAGAUAAUAAAAAACGAUAAUACAUAUGCAAUAAUGAUCAGCUGUGUGAAAUUAGAAAAUAUAAAUAAAUAUCAAUUAUACUUUAAAUUCACAAGAGAUCGCGAUGGCAUCUUUUAAAUUUACAAAAAUAAUACGGAAAAUAUAAAUAAAUAUCAAUUAUAUUUUAAAUUCACAAAAGGUCGCGAUGGCAUCUUUUAAAUUCACAAAAAUAAUACAAAAAAUAUUUUGCUAAUGAGAAUCGUACAAAUCAGCCUCGCAUUCUUUUACUGUCUUUUACAAUUUAUGCACUCGUUACAUAUGUAAUAAUAAUUAGCAGUUUAUAAAUGUACAUUUUUCCACAUAAUUUAUUAAACACGUUUUUUUUAUUAUAUCUAUAAUGUAUUCGUGAUCUUUGCGUAAACGUGCUUUCGUCCUUUUUCCACGAUGAUUAACACGAUAAUUUUAAUGUCGAUAAUAUGCUUCUAAUAUGCUAGUCAAACCGAUACGAGUUCGAAAGGUUUAUUAAAAAUUACACUUAAGUAAAUAACUUUUUAUUUGUUAAAGAAACCUGUACCAUUAAUUAAUUACCAUAUUAUUAUACACUUGUCAUCAAUGAUUAUUAUUAUCAUUGUAAUAUGUAAGUCUAUGCUCAAUAAACACUUUUCUAUUA